This is a messenger RNA of Amoebophrya sp. A25, 209 nucleotides long. The record is from the annotation of a GenBank genome assembly. Lineage: Eukaryota; Dinophyceae; Syndiniales; Amoebophryaceae.
AGUUUUUCAGUAUGAUCGUCCGUUCGGCGCUCUCUGGAUCUCGUUCGGCGCUCUCUGCGCUGGCGUUAUGGUCUAGUAUCUAGUAACAAUGUUACUCUAAUAUGAUGAUCUUGUUCAGCAAUAUAAUCAGCAGUAUCCUCCUCGUUUACCCUCCAUUGCAACGGUCUGAAACUCUAGUACUAAUUUUAUUUUUUCUUCCGUAUAGCUAG